This is a messenger RNA of Colletotrichum phormii, 1379 nucleotides long. RefSeq lists its product as uncharacterized. The coding region runs from base 167 to 1150 and encodes 327 amino acids. The transcript has a single exon. NCBI's taxonomy places the organism in Eukaryota, Fungi, Ascomycota, Sordariomycetes, Glomerellales, Glomerellaceae. The record is from RefSeq and is a predicted model, not a curated record.
GCCGGCGAAAAGCGUGUGGAUCUCACGUACGAUCAAUAUUAACUCUAAGUUAUAGAGUAAUCUCCUGUUCGGCGGAUUCAAGUCCGAUGGAGUUAGCAGCAGCAUAGCUUUGCAGGGAGCUUUUAUUGCCAAGGGUGGCGUGGCUAAAAUUUGCAAACGGGUGAAGAUGAGCACUGGGCCCUCGAUGCUCCAUGUUGCCUCAUCUAGAGCAUCCGCUGGUUCCCACAUCUUCACACCUUCUCCGGCCAGUUCUCCUUAUCCCACCUUCUCUCAACACCAGAAAUCUUCUGAAGACAGUCUUCUUCUUUCUGGCUCCCAAGACGACAACAACAACAUCAUCAUGAAGCUUCCGACCUUCCUGCUGCUGGCCUUCGCGCCGCUGCCUCUAUUGGCCGAACUCAACGCUUAUGAGAUUCUCAUGUUUUUCGACAUGUACCGCUCUGAUUAUGACCAGAACGGAUCCGACUGCAAGAUAGCCAAAGCUUGCAAAGACUGCAACUUUGAAGAAUUUGUUCUCCACGUCGACCGUUUGAAAACCCUGACUGGUGUCAGUGGUCGCAUUUCAGACAUGAUGAAUCCCGAAAUUGGAGAGAUCGAGGGAUGGGGAGAAAGAGACGACCUUGUCUACGACGCAAAAAAGCUCCUUGGAGGUCUCUGGCGCGACGAAGAUGACAGCGCGAGACCAGGACACCCCACCGUUAUUGAGCGCUUGGUUGACAGGAUGACGGUGCUUCGCGAGACGGCGGAGCCUAGCCGACUGGAAAAGAUCACGACUGCCAUGGAGUAUGCCCACUACAGCCGGCGCAGAGCUCAGGCGGACGAUAUGAUCACGUUCGUUGAUGGUCGCCUCUCGAGCAAGAGACUGGGGACAUCCAAGACGCAGACCAUCUCUUUUCUCGGUGGUCAAUUCGACGAAUUUGACUCUCAGGCCACGAUCGAGUCCGUGCAGAAGACUAAGAGAGGAGCCAUGCGAGACGAGAUCGUGGCUAUUGCGAGGGACAUCAACAGCGGCUCGGUUUCUUCUACCUCCAUGAGGGAUGUGAGGCGCCUGAGCCAUCUUGCCAAGCGGGACUUUGGAGAGGGCAUGGCUGUCAUGGCCCUACAGCGAGGUCUAGACACAUUGAAGAUGCCUGCCAGAAAGAAGUGUUAACCCAGAGGCAGAUUUAUGUACGUAAUGAAUCUCUUUUCCGGAAACGUCGAAGUUUCGGGGGUUUGAGGUGAAGAAUUAUGCAUGGCAGUCUGGCAGACGGGAAAAUUGAACAUUGGAGGUAUGGGUCAUCAGAGGUGGAUCUAAACGUGUUGGGACCUUACAUUAGUCUCGCAUCUCGCUUACAGUGGAUGCAGUCAUCCUGUACAAUGGAAGAAACCUAUCACACGCA